Molecule: messenger RNA, 839 nt
Organism: Drosophila gunungcola (fruit fly)
Lineage: Eukaryota; Metazoa; Arthropoda; Insecta; Diptera; Drosophilidae
Product: myosin-2 essential light chain
Exons: 1
Coding region: 157-732 (191 amino acids)
Cellular component (GO): myosin II complex
Molecular function (GO): calcium ion binding; myosin heavy chain binding
Source: RefSeq, a predicted model, not a curated record
UCAGUCAUCUUUCACCUGUCAGCAUGUCCGGCAUUAUCAUAUUUCUGUAUUUUCCAAUCAUUGUUUUCCGUUUUCCCAGUGCCAUGAGUUUCAUCCAAUAGCUAAUAACCAUUCCGUAUUCCGUAAUUCAUAGCCCGUAAUUCGUGAACCGUGACGAUGUCCAAGACAGGCAAUCAACGUGAACCCUCAUCCACUCAUCCGUCAUCAUCGAAAGCAGGCUUCAAUCAGAGGAGAACUGGCCACAUGACAGCUCCACAUCCCGGCCCGAAACCGGAGAAGCGUCGCAUCCUGGAACUGCAUGCCAUUUUCCUCAGUCACGAUGGACGCGGUGACAACAAAAUAGCCAUUCGCCACCUGGGCAAUUGUCUCCGGGUGAUGGGCGCCAAUCCCAGCGAGGCGAUGAUCGAUGAACAUGUCCGUCAACUUAAGGCCGCAUCCUUGAGGCGCAUAUCCUUCGACGAGGUGAUGACCAUAUACUGCAGCCUGGGCAAGCAUGGCGGCCGGUCGAGACCCCAGAAAAAGCAGAUGGAAGUGGAACAGUUCACAGCCAGUCUCAAUCUCUUUGAUAAGGAUAAUUCCGGUUUUCUGCCCGCCGUAAAACUCCGGCGUAUUUUAACUCAGUGCGGCGAGUGCAUGAGCGGAUGGGAGGUGGAUGAUCUUCUAAGGGGCAGGAUCAACGAACUGGGAAUGGUCAACUACAAGCAGCUGAUCCACGACAUUAUGAAGGAUUAAUAGACAGAAAUAAAAUAAAUUGCUAGGGAACCCCUGAAAGUAAUACACACAAAGACAGGUGAAAGUUUGUCUAAAAUAAAUAUUUGUUGCAAGCCCCAAAAAAGGGA